Boeremia exigua is the source of this 1266-nucleotide messenger RNA. RefSeq lists its product as uncharacterized. The coding region runs from base 197 to 1015 and encodes 272 amino acids. The record is from RefSeq and is a predicted model, not a curated record. The transcript has 3 exons. NCBI's taxonomy places the organism in Eukaryota, Fungi, Ascomycota, Dothideomycetes, Pleosporales, Didymellaceae.
CAGCGCCUCACAGUGGCUGGAGCAUCCUGUUGCGUAAUCACGAACCCGGGAUUUGGAAGUGCACGGGCUGGUGGAGGACGUCACAGCUGAAAUCGCAAUGCUAUUUGCGUUUGCGGAGCGGCAUGCGGCGUGCUAGGCCGGGCAGUAAUCUAUCCACUUCUCUUCGCAGACUCCAUCCACAUCUCUACACUUCACAAUGGGUUUCCUGGACAGCAUUGUAGACAAACUCACGGGCGGGCAACAGGACCACGGGCAGCAGCAACAGUAUGGCCAACAACAACAGUAUGGCCAGCAACAACAGUAUGGCCAGCAACAGUAUGGCCAACAACAGCACAGUCAACAGGGUCCUCCACCAGUCUCUCCGCCUUGGUUCGCAGAGUGGGCUCCCCAAGAAAACAGGUGGCUCUUCGUGAAUCAGCAAACCGGCGAACGCACAUAUCAAUAUCCGGGUCCUGGUAACCAUGGCCAGGGAGGUUAUGGACAGCAGCGCGCCUAUGGGCAAGAGAGCUAUGGUCAACCUCAAGGCUAUGGGCAGCAGGGAGGCUACGGUCAGCAGGGAGGCUAUGGUGGUGGCUACCCUCCACAGCAACAGCCUGAGAAGCAGAGCAGCAAUGCCUGGAAGUACGCCGCUGGCGGCGCUGCUGGUCUCGUCGGCGGUGCGAUCUUGAUGCACGAGGCUGGAAACAUCAAGGACGGUUUUGACGAGUUCGGCAACAAAGUAGAAAACUUCCCCGAGAACGCUGCGAACUGGACAGGAGAACAGGUCGGCAAUGUCGAGAACUUUGGUGACAGCGUUGAGAACAAGUGGGACAACGCCGUCGACGACGUCGAGAACUUCCCUGAAAACGCUGCGAACUGGACAGGUGAACAGGUCGGCCACAUCGAGAAUUUCGGCGACGAUGUGGAGAACAAGUGGGAUGGUGCUGUCGACAGCGUUGAGGACUUUGGGGAUCGCAUGGACAACGCAUAUGACGAAGGGAGGGAUGAGGCGAGGUACGAUGAUGAUGACUACUAAAAGACCAGUCAGCUCUCAAGUCAGAUGUCAUGAAAUGCACAUUUAGCAAGUUCGUUUCGCUUCGCUCUGUAUUGUUCAGUUUGUUGACGCUAAUGUGUUUGAUGUGUUGGUUAACGGGAUUGCUAGACCAUGAUAUACGUUCCUCGCGAUUACAAGUCAUCGUUUGUCCUACGUCGACACAGUCAGCUAGUCCAAAAACAAAACGAUCCUCAGUCUUCCCUUUCGAUUCGGCGCUGUCGCAAUCGAGAAUC